Exophiala xenobiotica is the source of this 1847-nucleotide messenger RNA. RefSeq lists its product as uncharacterized. The record is from RefSeq and is a predicted model, not a curated record. Gene Ontology annotation, molecular function: transmembrane transporter activity. The transcript has 2 exons. The coding region runs from base 144 to 1847 and encodes 567 amino acids. Gene Ontology annotation, biological process: transmembrane transport. NCBI's taxonomy places the organism in Eukaryota, Fungi, Ascomycota, Eurotiomycetes, Chaetothyriales, Herpotrichiellaceae.
GUUCGCGUACACUCGUGGUUCUAUAAGAUACCCCGUCAAAUCGAGAUGGCUAUAAAAGCAACGUCCUCCCCUGGGCCGGCUCAUAGUAGCCAGAUAUCUCUAGUAAGCCUCGCGUCGUCUCUUCUUCGCCCAAAUCUCCCCCAAUGUCUUCCACAGAUUCAGUACCAGAAGAGCCUCAGCAGCAACGGCCCUCCGACCCAGACGACGAGUAUGCAGAUGCCGAAAAGAACUAUCAACCCAAGACCCUCAAGUUCUGGAUCGUCAUCCUCAGUGUAUACAUGUCCAUCUUUCUCGUCGCGCUGGAUCGAAUGAUCAUUGCAACCGCCAUCCCAAGCAUCACGAACGAAUUCCACUCAAUCGAAGACAUCGGUUGGUACGGAAGCGCGUACAUGAUGACAUGCGCCAUUUUCAAUCCGCUUUCUGGCCGCGUAUAUCGGCUCUAUCCAACAAAAUGGGUCUUUCUCCUUUGCAUCGCCAUGUUCGAGGUUGGCUCUGCCAUCUGUGGCGCUGCUCCCACCUCCGCUGCGUUGAUCGUUGGACGUGCCAUUGCGGGUAUCGGGGCGGCCGGCAUCUUCUCUGGAGGCAUCAUGAUCAUGGUGCCGCUUGUACCCCUUCGCAAACGGCCAGUCUUCACAGGAUUCUUCGGCAUGGCCUUUGGGGUCUCUUCAGUGAUUGGACCUUUUCUCGGCGGCACUUUUACCGACAACAGCAAUUUGACUUGGAGGUGGUGCUUCUAUAUCAACCUGCCUAUCGGUGGCUUUGCCAUUGCGGCUAUACUCCUGUUCCUCCGCCUCGAAUCGCCGCCACGCAAGAAACUCUCGCUACUCGACCAACUCAAGGGACUUGAUCCCCUCGGAUGUUUGUUCUUUAUCCCGUCUAUGGUCUGCCUCGUUCUGGCACUCCAGUGGGGCGGAACUACCUAUCCCUGGUCGGCGCCCAGGAUCAUCGGCCUCCUCGUCGCCUUCGCCGUCACAUUUGUCGUGUUUCUUGUGGUCGAGGUUCUGACGCCGGAAACCGCCAUGGCUCCAACCCGCGUCGUUUUGAACCGGUCCGUCGCCGGCAGCAUGCUGGUCAUGUUGUUAAUUGCCGGAGCCACAAUGACCAUUGUCUACUAUCUGGCCAUAUGGUUCCAAGCGGCCCAAGGCCAUUCGGCGAUGCAGGCGGGCAUUCGAACCAUUCCUCUGGUCGUGUCGCUAGUGGUUUUCGGCAUCGCUACCGCCGUCUUUACCCAGAAAAUCGGCUACUACGUUCCUGCCAUGCUGUUGUCAUCCCUGUUGUGCGCCGUUGGUGCUGGCAUGCUCUCGACCCUCAAGCCGAGCGCUGGCGCCAGCAAAUGGAUUGGUUAUCAGGUGCUUUUUGGCUUGGGUGUCGGCGCCGGGCAGCAGGCCCCUAGUCUGGUCCCCCAGAAAGUCUUGCGGCGCGCGGACGUGCCUCUCGGCACGGCUUUGAUGUUCUUUAUGCAGAUGCUGGGUGGCGCCGUCUUCCUUGCCGUCAGCCAGAACAUCUUUGCCAACCAGCUUGUCGACAGCCUUCGUGGCAUCGCAGGCCUUGACGCCCAAGCGAUCAUCAACACCGGUGCCACCGCCCUCCGCAGCAUCGUGCCUGCAAGCGAGCUGGGCGUCGUCCUCAAUGCUUACAGUUAUGCUCUGACUCGGGCCUUCAUUUUAGCGGCAGCGUUGAGUGCCUGCAUGCUGCUUGCCUCCCUGCUUGUGGAGUGGAAGAGCAUCAAGGAUGACAAUGGCAGCACGUCGAAGGAUUCUACGACCGAUCCCGAGAAACACCAGGGUUCAGGCACAGUAUCAGCUGAACCUGAUGAAACUGAGUUCAAGGAUGAACCUCAAAAGUAG